AUGCAGAUCUUGUUUGUGAUAUCGAAGCCUGAUGUGUUCAAGAGUCCAGCAUCAUCAGAUACUUAUGUGAUCUUCGGUGAGGUCAAGAUUGAUGAUUUGAGCUCCCAGCUUCAAACACAGGCGGCAGAGCAGUUAAAGGCUCCAGGCCGCAGCAAUGCGGUUUCCAGUGGAGAAACGUCCAAUGGUGCAGCUGCAGCCGCUGCUGAUCCGGAUGAGUAUGAAGAGGUGGACGAAGGAGGAUGUGGAGCCAAAGGACAUUGA
Molecule: messenger RNA, 261 nt
Organism: Eruca vesicaria subsp. sativa (arugula)
Lineage: Eukaryota; Viridiplantae; Streptophyta; Magnoliopsida; Brassicales; Brassicaceae
Source: the annotation of a GenBank genome assembly